Messenger RNA from Aureobasidium namibiae CBS 147.97, 960 nucleotides. RefSeq lists its product as uncharacterized. The annotation marks the transcript as partial. NCBI's taxonomy places the organism in Eukaryota, Fungi, Ascomycota, Dothideomycetes, Dothideales, Saccotheciaceae. The transcript has a single exon. The record is from RefSeq and is a predicted model, not a curated record.
UUGACAGAUCUUUGUAUCAGAACUGAUAUGCGUGCAACACGCCUCCAGACCAAGAAGCGCGCCUCGAUACGCAAACAGAUCACCAACAACAUCAUGAGCAAGGGCAAGAGCGAGGAAGCUGCCGAUCCGACUACCGCGAUGGCGGGCAGUCCUACUGAAGAUCUUCUCGCAGAACAUGCUCCUGCUGGAGUGUUUCCCCUGCUCGAUCUGCCUGGCGAAGUACUAAACAUGAUUAUCAAGCACGCAGUUGCCGCGCCCGACAAGGAAAUCAUCAUGCUCGAGAACGCCGCAACUCCUGCCCUCGCCCGUGUCAGCAGAUAUCUGCGCAAGAGCGUACUUCCUAUCUACCUUGCCAUCAACACAUUCCGCGUCUUCACUGAAGAAGCUCCCAUUGCCCAGAAUCAUCAGACUAUGGAAGCCAAGUUCAAGAUCCAGAACCAGGUCAUGGAAUGGUUGAAGCCGCUUGGCCACAUGACACCCCUCUUCAAGAGCUUGAUCAUCCACUUUGGGGUGGAGGACGAUGCUCAGCUCGUCCUGGAGUACUCGAGCGAGGAAAAUGGCAUCACAGUCAAACACGAGACCACAUGCCGCUACUGCUACAAACUCGGCGAGCGCCUCCCCAUCCUCCCUCGCGCUAUUCUCGACAGCAUGCCCCCUAACCUCAACCUUCGCCACCACAUCGAGCAAGCCGAAGAGCGCAAUACCAUCAUCGGCGACGAACAUGCUCAGUCCAUUGCAGACAUCGAAGCCGAUGUCUACAGCAAGCGUACCGGUAUCAAGAGACACACCUUGGCUCUCAGUAUGGCCAACAUCAUGGGCAUUGAGCGUGUCAUCAACCAGGGCCAGAUGGUCUUCGCCAUGGCUGUUCACACCAUCAACAUGAAGCGCCUCAAGGACACACCCAACAUUAUCAAGCACAAGGAUGUGGAGUACAUUCUCCGCAAAGACACAAGCAUUUGA